CCUCUUUAUAUAUCUUCUUAUUAUUCUUGUCAAAACCCAUUUACAGAUACCCAAAAAUUCUUUACAAUGUUAGGAGGAAUUAGUGAGGCAGGUGGAUCACAAAACAGCCUUGAGAUCAAUGAUCUUGCUCGUUUUGCUGUUGAUGCACACAAUAAAAAACAGAACACUCUUUUGGAGUUUGGAAAGGUUGUGAAUGUGAAGGAACAAGUGGUUGCUGGAACCAUGUACUAUAUAACACUGGAGGCGACUGAAGGUGGUAAGAAGAAAGCAUAUGAAGCCAAGGUCUGGGUGAAGUCAUGGGAGAACUUCAAGCAAGUCGAAGACUUCAAGCUUAUAGGGGAUGCCGCUAGUGCUUAACAAGUGCCAAGUGAUGUAUGCCUCUUGUGUAUGUGAAAAUAAAGCUGACAUAUUUUAGCUUAUCGGUAUUUGAAUAUCCUAAAGUAAGUUUUAAGUAACGGGUAAUUGUAACAAUGUUCCUUCAUAUGAUGUGAGCCUCCCAUAGGAUAGUUCUAUGCCAUUUCUUGUAUACGGUGUACUGCUUUCCCAUUGCUAAUAUAUCUGAGAAGCAUAAGCAAUUGCCAA
Molecule: messenger RNA, 582 nt
Organism: Lycium barbarum (goji berry)
Lineage: Eukaryota; Viridiplantae; Streptophyta; Magnoliopsida; Solanales; Solanaceae
Product: cysteine proteinase inhibitor A
Exons: 2
Coding region: 67-357 (96 amino acids)
Molecular function (GO): cysteine-type endopeptidase inhibitor activity
Source: RefSeq, a predicted model, not a curated record